CUCUCGCCUUCCCCCUCCUUUGCGCUUUACAACAACAUCACAGGGGUCUACGUGCUCUACGGAAGCGUUGAACGAAGCGCCAUGAACGCCGCUUUCCCCCGACUCAGCGCCUGGCUGGGCCUGGGCCCUCCAUCACCCUCUGCUGAGGAGGCAAGCACUGCCCCGCCCGCCGAGGCACCGCCGACGGGCACACCGAUGGAGGUCGAAGAAGAGGCCACGGCCGCCGCCGCCGUCGCCUGGCUCUCGCCCGAGCUCGCGACGUCGCCCCAGCGGAGGGCCCCGGCCAGUUCCGCCGCCGCCACGGCCCCCUUCUCGCCAUCGUUCACGACCGAGCGCCCGCAGCGGCCCCGGCGGCGGCCCUCGCCCCAAUUGAUGGAGGCGCCCGCGCUCGCUUCGCCGACUCUAGCGGAAGAGCCGCCUUCACAACCGGCACCCGUCGAGCUGCCCGAGACGCCCCCCGUCGAACAAGUAGAGAAGAUGGUCCUCGAACCACCUAAACCACGGCGCAAGCCCAUGGCCCCGCCGCCGCCGAAACUGGAAGAGGCCCUCCGGCAAAAACUCGCGGAAGCUCUCGGGGACGACGCUACAUCAUACAUCAAUUCAUUUAGACGAUGUGGCCGAUGUGGCAAGGCCUGCGACUCUUCCAAGUGUAUGGUGGAGCACCCGGCCCACUUGCGGCGGGACCGAGGCGCGACGUUUUCCUUUUCGUCGUACGAGUCGCUCUACGCGUGUGGCGUGUGCGGCGCCGAGUUCAAGGAGGUCGUCGACGCGAAGAACGGCGUCAUCUCGUCGUCGAAGUUCGUGGGUGACUUGGUGUGUUUUUGUGGAGUGCACGCCGCCCAGUGUUUGCGGAGCGAUCCCCAACGGGUCCACGAGAACGCCGUCACGCUGUCGCGGGCCCACGACCUCCAGGAGCACUUGGAUAAUGUGCCAGAUGAUGUAGAAAUACUGACCGUGACGUGGGGGGCCACUCGACCCGUGAGCGUGAGCUUCCAGCCGGACGGUUUGCGUUUUUUAAAGCUGCGGGUCUUGUCCCUGCAGACGCUGGAAGGGUUUCGGACCGUCUACCUCGACCAGGUCACGGUGCCCUCGCUGCAAGAUUUAACAUUGCAACAUAAAUCACGAAGUUGCUGGGUGCAUUUGGAUUUACCGCAGAUCCGGUACGUUGCCGCGUCCUACGCCAUCGCCGCGUCGACGGCGUGAACGCGCCACUGCACACUCACGGCGUCGGUCCGCGCAGGAAUCUAUAUCUGAGAAGUUGGGAGGGCGAGGCCGACUGCGUCCGGUCGUUAUUAGCCGAAGCUGUUGAUUUAGAAACGUUCGCGGCUAGAUGUCUACCGGCCGAGGAUUUGAGAUUUUGCUCGGACUGUCUAAGGGAGGUGACGGUCAACCGCUGCGAAGCCUUGCGGACGUUAAUUUUGGAUGCGCCGUAUUUGACGCAUCUGCGCGUGGACCACUGCUUCAAUUUGGACAAUAUCGAGUUCCUGCACCCCUCUUCAACAGGUGGGCCGCUGAAGGUGUCGAGUCGCGGCGCGUAUCUGGGCGGCACGGCGCGGAGAAACUUGCGCGCGCAUCCGCGUUCCGUACGAGCUGAUGAUGAUCAAGACGCGGCGCGUUCCGUCUUUCCUCUCGCUUCGUAUGCGCACGAGGACCACUCGGGGCAAGCGGCUAGAGCUCUGAACGGGCGCUCGUCGGGCUGCAAGGCCUGGUGGGAUGCCGAGAGUGAUGGGGAGUCGGACGUUGGGGAUAGUGAUGACGAGGACGAAGAACCCGAGGCCGUGCGCGACUUCCGGAGGAUGAUGGCGUUCGUCGCGCGACGCGCCGGCGACGGCGGUGACUAAAAUUUUUUGCUGUU
This is a messenger RNA of Pelagomonas calceolata, 1855 nucleotides long. NCBI's taxonomy places the organism in Eukaryota, Pelagophyceae, Pelagomonadales, Pelagomonadaceae. The record is from the annotation of a GenBank genome assembly.